Molecule: messenger RNA, 1211 nt
Organism: Monopterus albus (swamp eel)
Lineage: Eukaryota; Metazoa; Chordata; Actinopteri; Synbranchiformes; Synbranchidae
Gene: cfap96
Product: cilia and flagella associated protein 96
Exons: 8
Coding region: 93-1037 (314 amino acids)
Cellular component (GO): cytoplasmic microtubule; centrosome
Source: RefSeq, a predicted model, not a curated record
GUUCUGUAGCUGCAUAGCUGGACAAAUAAAUAGAUGGACAAAUAGACAGGACAGCCUCCCUAACUGCUACGCACCAACUGCAGUGUGCAAAGAUGCCAUCAGUUGAAGGGAAGAGCGACAUGGAGCGCCUGGGUGUCUUUAAAGAGAUGAGCUACAUCUCUGUUGGAGACAAGUACAACCCAUCCACCAACCGUCCAUUCAAUGAAUCGGCCUAUCGCAGCCGGCAGAUGCAAGCUGGUGUCCCUAGAGAGCGAUGUGCUCUGCAGACUGGUUUUUUUGAGAAGUCCUAUAAACGGAUUUUUGAACGUGAAGCACUGAGUGACUCAUUGAGACUGACCCGACAGAACCACCUUCAGCAGGCCAAGAAGAACCUGGGCAAGGCCUUCCUGCCCUCUAAUGGUGUUAAGAAGCUCUGUGGUUCAGGUAGUUACUAUGGCACUCUAUCAGGACCAGUGGAAGCCAUGAGUCCUCUGUCAGUUGCCCAGAAAACUUAUCACUCACCUGGACGCAACCUCCUCACUUCACCUCCCAAGAAAGGCAGUGGUUACAGUUAUCCCAACGUGACGCUGUCCAAAAUCGAACUGUAUACCACAGACCCCUACGACAGAGUCAGAGAACUACUGAAGAAGGAGGCAGCAAUCCAUCGCUCCAAGAUAAGAGAUGGUCCCUUCAAGCUCAACCUUCACCCCAGAGAUUAUUUCCAAGGCAAUCCAUACUUCAAUGAGAGGCCACUCCCACCAACAACUGCACAUAAGCCCCUCCCACCUCCACAGAAGUUGUCUCCUGUUCCCUUCAAGCCCCCAUCCCCCAGCAAAAGGAUGGGAGGAAUGAAAGCAGGGACGUUUGACACUUAUCCCUCACAUUCUGCUGAUCCAUACAUCAUCCGCCGGUCCAAACCAACGAAUCAAGAGAGAAUCUUCCAUCCAGCUCCUGGUCCUAAGAGCACACCCAUCAAGAGUAUCAUCACCGCCUGUGUUAACAGGAGUGUGAACUCAGCAAACUACACCUCAACUCUUGCAGCUAUGAUGACGUUCUGACUACAUUACCUGUGCUGCACAAACACUAGUAGUGUAUUGUAUAAGUUAUUUUACAGUGUAUUUUACAUUUUGUGUAAAGACAUAAACCCAAUUUUGUGAUUGGGGGUUUAAUCUGUGAUCUUCUGCUGCUUUUGUUUCAUCAGUUCCUAUUUUCUUUAUACUUUUUAUGUCACA